AUGAUCAACAACCCAACAUUCUGCACAGGCUGUAGACUGGGUAAGAAACAAGUCAAAUUAGUUGGCCCUUGUCUUUGGCGUAAAACAGCAAGUGAGGUCUACACAGCUAUGAAGGACAAGAACAUGGUUGUGAUCCAUGUGGCCAAGAUUGACAACCAAGAUUGUGCUUUUGCACACUUCAAGAGUCACGACGAAGCCUCGGCGUUUUUCACCAGAUACAAGGAGCCUGGCUUUGAGCUCUUCCAUGAGCACGUUAACGUGCAACCCACCCAAAACGAUGGCGUCGAAGUGACAUACACUCAGCAAUCCAUUGAGAACUUCGUUGUACGAACGGUCCAGUCGUCGUCAGCGCUUCCCUCGGCUGCCGUCACCAGCCCACUACCUGCCACCAUUGCCACCAUUGCCGCCACUGCCACCUCUGCCACCAUUACCACCACUGCCACCAUUACCACCUCUGCCGCCACUGCCACCUCUGCCACGCAGCCUUAUCCUUGGAAAAGACUUCAACAACAGAAGGAAAACGUCCUUGGAAAUAUCAGGACAAUGGAAGAAAAAUUAGAACUUGCUCGUAAAUUAAUGGAAUAA
Messenger RNA from Radiomyces spectabilis, 585 nucleotides. RefSeq lists its product as uncharacterized. The coding region runs from base 1 to 585 and encodes 194 amino acids. The transcript has 3 exons. The record is from RefSeq and is a predicted model, not a curated record. Lineage: Eukaryota; Fungi; Mucoromycota; Mucoromycetes; Mucorales; Radiomycetaceae.